Piliocolobus tephrosceles (Ugandan red Colobus) is the source of this 3027-nucleotide messenger RNA. RefSeq names its product LBH regulator of Wnt signaling pathway (gene LBH). The record is from RefSeq and is a predicted model, not a curated record. Gene Ontology annotation, biological process: positive regulation of DNA-templated transcription. The transcript has 3 exons. NCBI's taxonomy places the organism in Eukaryota, Metazoa, Chordata, Mammalia, Primates, Cercopithecidae. Bases 277 to 594 code for a protein of 105 amino acids. Gene Ontology annotation, cellular component: nucleus.
AGGGCGGGGCCUCUCGGGGCCAAGCCCCGCCCCCCGCCCCAUAAAUACGGCUUCCCGGGUUCUUUGUGGGGCUGAGAGCUCAGUGGAAAGUGGGGGGUAGUGUCCGCCUUGCCGACGCUGCUGGCCGUGGGGCUGUCCUCGGAAGGCGGACGGCGAGCGCCAGGUUCCCGCACUAGGCCGCCUGCCGUGCCUGUCUGCGCCCGUGUCAUCCUCACUCGGGACGCGGGGGCCGUUUUUAAAUCACAGGGGGCGUGUGUCAGCCUGCCCUAGGACUUCAUGUCUAUAUAUUUCCCCAUUCACUGCCCCGACUAUCUGAGAUCGGCCGAGAUGACUGAGGUGAUGAUGAACACCCAGCCCAUGGAGGAGAUCGGCCUCAGCCCCCGCAAGGAUGGACUUUCCUACCAGAUCUUCCCAGACCCGUCAGACUUUGACCGCUGCUGCAAACUGAAGGACCGCCUCCCCUCCAUAGUGGUGGAACCCACAGAAGGGGAGGUGGAGAGCGGGGAGCUCCGGUGGCCCCCUGAGGAGUUCCUGGUCCAGGAGGAUGAGCAAGACAACUGCGAAGAGACAGCGAAAGAAAAUAAAGAGCAGUAGAGUCCCUGUGGACUCCCAUGGGUCAUACCAGCCAGCAUCUGUUCCUGAACUGUGUUUUUCCCAUCAUGACGGAAGAAGAGAGUGAGCCACAAUCGUUCUGAAAAUGUCAAACGAGGCUUCUGUUUUGCAGCUGCAGAUCACCGAGUUGGUUUUCUUUUCUUUUCUUGUCCUUUUUUUUUUUUUUUUUUUUUUUUUUGAAACUUGCCGAGCAGUGGAGCCCUCUGACAGUUUGCAAGGCCCUCUGAGAAAGGAAGCUGCUUAGGGCCAGGGGGUUAGGGGGUGGGGGGAGCGAGUGCUGUUUUUGAGAUCAUUAUCUGAACUCACGCAGCCUGGUAGAGGCAGUGGUGGGAUUCCAAUGGGUCUUGGUGGGUGGGAGGUGGGGCAUGUGCAAAGCAAGCAAGGAACAUUUGGGGUAAGAAAACAAACAUGAGGCAAAAGAAAAAAAUACAUGUUUUUAAGAAAACAUUGAGCAGAGAACUGCAGCCAGGAUGCGCUCAGCAGACAUUCACUCUGGCUGCUGGUACAUCAGAAAACAAACUCUUCAUCUCUCUUUCCAGUUUCACCCACCGCACCCUUUGCUUUCAUUUCAGGUGUGUUGGUCUAUGACAGGGAGGAGAGGAAAGGAGAGCAGGAGCCCUUGGCUGCCUGCAAAGCCAGCUGGGGGUGAUGUGCAGGAAAGGAAAGGUCACCCCAUUCUUCUCCACGGCCUGUCUGCUCCCAGCUGUGGUAGGCUCACAUAGCCAAGGUGAUUGGUUUUUCAGAGGCAGUGCUUUUCAGCUUUUCUCCCUGAUAUAUCCAUUUUGCUUCCCAGCACUUUUUAGGAGUAGUGAGAGCACUUCCUGCCCUUGUUGGAAGCCCCAGGGUGGACACUUGGCAUGAAGGUCUCUCCCUCAACUGCUGCCCUCCCAAGACUUGCUCCCAGGAUGGAGUGGGUGUGCUCUCCCAGGCUGGCCCUUCCUCCUCCUCACCGCCACCUUCCCUGCCCCAGCCACAGCAGCCACGGACACAUGGGUCCCCAGCUCAGCUGUGGAUUCCCGCCAGUCUGCCCAGCUACAGUACUCACACCCGUGGGGGUUCUUGGUCUGUUUUUCUUGUGGUUGCCAAGUGGAGAGCAGACGUGGCUUUUUCUGUGUCUCGUUGGGGAGGUGACUUGCGUGGUGGGGACAAGGCUCUCGUGGCAGCCUUGGGAUCGAGUUUGAGACUAAAGGAUGCCAUGAGGUCCCUGGCUUCUCCCCAUGUUGUUCCUGGACAAGGGCAGAAGGGAGGCAUGGCAAGGGACCUGCACUGUCCUUACUCAACAGUGUUCCUCAUCCCUCCCCACCUCCCACUCCUUCCUGCAAGGGCACCAGUUGUAUGAGAAAGUUGGCAUUUGGACUUAGCAUUUCUUAUCGUAGCUAAGAGCCAUCUGAAGCAGCAGGUUGCAGGACAAAUGCUUCAGUCCACCCGAGAGCAGUACCGUGUGGCCAAGAGGUGGACUCAGAGCCUUCUUUGAGCUAAACUCGGCCAACCAAGGCACGCAGCUUGUCCCCUCAGGUCUCCAGUCAGUCCAGGUUGACCCUCAGUUCUGGACAUGUGUAUAUAGCUGUAUUUAAUACCUCAAGGUCAUUGUGGCUCUGGGGAUGCCGGGGCAGGAGGAUGAGGGUGUGCUGUGGACACAGCAGUCCGCGGGAUUCCGUUCUGGGAAGCCGAUGGUCGCCGGCACCCCCUGCUUCCUCCCUCUGUUGUCUGCCUGUGUGACACACAUCAAUGGCAAUAACUUCUUCCAACUCCUCGCAGAAGUGGGAGAGGCCUGCAGCCUGCACCGAGAGGGGCUUUCCUCUCCUCUCUCUUGCUCCCCGCUUCGUUCUGUUUUGGCUGCAGAGAGUGGUUCAUCCGUACUCUCAUUCCCUCGCCUCCCCUAGUGGACGGAGGCGGGGGUCUUGCCUUUUCAAUUCCUGUGUUUUGGUGUCUUCCCUUAUCUGCUACCCUGAAUCACCUGUCCCGGUCUUGCUGUGUGAUGGGAACGUGCUUGUAAACUGCGUAACAAAUCUACUUUGUGUAUGUGUCUGUUUAUGGGGGUGGUUUAUUCUUUUUGCUGGUCCCUAGACCACUUUGUAUGACCGUUUGCAGUCUGAGCAGGCCAGGGGCUGACAGCUAAUGUCAGGACCCUCAGCAGUGGAGCCUGCUGGGGGGACCCAGCUGCUCUUGGACAAGUGGCUGAGCUCCUAUCUGGCCUCCUCUUUUUUUUUUUUUUUUUCCCAAGUAAUUUGUGUGUAUUUCUAACUGAUUGUAUUGAAAAAAUUCUUAGUAUUUCAGUAAAAAUGCCUGUUGUGAGAUGAACCUCCUGUAACUUCUAUCUGUUCUUUUUUGAGGCUCAGGGAGAAACUAGCAUUUUUUUUUUUUCCAAACUACUUUUUGUCACUGUGACAGUUGUAAAUAAAGUUUGAAAAUGCU